AGCUGGUCCCUAGCAGAGCAGCCUGACUGCGAGCAAAAACAACAACAGGCUACUUUACGGAGAAGGCAGCUGCAUGGAGAGCGACAACAACGACGACCAGGACUCCACGCAUGCAUUGAUAUUUUCGUAAACCAAAUGCAUCUUAGCCUUAUAAUGCUAGCUGGCUAGCUCGCCAGCUAUCUGCGUCUCUCUAUGUUUGAGUGUCUUCCGGCAGUAGCGGCGGCGGCAGCAGCGGUGCCAUGAACAGUGGACUCCCAGCUUCAGCUGCUCCGCUCGGGGGUGCCGGGAUACCCAACGUCAAGGUGAAGUUUUGCCGAUAUUACGCGAAAGACAAAACCUGCUUUUAUGGAGACGAGUGUCAGUUCCUGCACGAGGAUCCGUCCAUGGCAAGCCUACCGCUGCAUGGAGGCGGCGGUAGCCCUGUCCCGUUGUCCAUGGCCGGGGGUGGCGGGACGCCAGCGGGGUAUUCCCUUGGUGGCUCCGCGGCGGCCUGCCCAGGCGGGGGGACCGGUGUGUCCAAGAAGAGCGAACCACUUGGGCCUGCAGGCACGUCUCUGGAGGGGCAGCUGUUAACCAUCCCAGGGAUGGAGGGCACAACCCUGAGUGAUGCCAAUCUUACCAACUCCUACUUCAGCAGCAGCUUUAUCGGGGUAAAUGGAUUUGGAAGCCCAGCAGAGUCAAAAUACUCAAUGAUGCAGCGAAUGACGACCAGCAGCAGCUCUCCCAGUUUGCUAAAUGAUGGUGCCAAGAACUUUAGCCACAGUGCUCAUGAUGCAGUGAAUUCCCCGACAUCCUCACUGUUCAGUGACUUUGGUGCUCUCAGCAUUUCCCAAAGGAGAAAGACUCCGAACCCGGCAGCAAGUGAGUUCAUCCCAAAGGGAGCGCCACGUAUGGCCACCAUGGCUCAAUCCACUGUCCAGGCCUUCCCCUCACCCAUUUUUCAACAUCCGGGCCUCAGCAGCUCCACAGCUGCUGCGCUGGCUCCAGGCAUGUCCCUGUCUGCAGGGUCUUCGCCUCUCCACUCCCCAAAAAUUACACCACACAGCUCACCUGCUCCUCGUCGGCGGAGCCACACCCCGAACCCUGCCAAUUACAUGGUGCCCACCACUGCGUCUGACCCAAAUACUCACAUAAUUCAGAAAGAGACUGUAGGGGGGACCACCUACUUCUACACUGACAACACGCCGGCACCGAUGGCAGGGAUGGUGUUUCCUACCUACCAUAUCUAUCCCCCCACUGCUCCCCAUGUGGCUUACAUGCAGCCAAAAGCGAACGCCCCAUCCUUCUUCAUGGCUGAUGAGCUAAGACAGGAGUUGAUAAACAGACAUCUCAUAACAAUGGCUCAGAUUGACCACUCAGAAAACCCAGAUGUACCGUCUGAGGUUGACAGCUAUCAUAGCCUGUUCCCCCUCGAGCCCCUCCCUCCUCCAAACCGCAUGCAGAAGACCAGCAACUUCAGCUACAUCACCUCCUGCUACAAGGCGGUCAACAGUAAGGAUGACCUGCCUUACUGCUUGAGGAGGAUACAUGGUUUCCGCCUUGUCAACACAAAGUGCAUGAUGUUGGUGGACAUGUGGAAGAAGAUUCAGCACUCAAACUCUGUAACACUGAGGGAGGUCUUCACCACAAAGGCCUUUGGAGACCACUCGUUGGUCUUCUCCUACGACUUCCAUGCGGGUGCAGAAACCAUGUUCAGCAGACACUUCAACGACCCAGCAGCAGACUCGUACUUCACCAAGAGGAAGUGGGGACAACAUGAACCUCCCCCUCCAAGACAGCACGCAGGUCUGCUCCCAGAGUCUCUGAUCUGGGCCUACAUCGUCCAACUGAGCUCCGCUCUGCGCACCAUCCACACCGCCGGCCUGGCAUGCCGCGUCAUGGACCCCAGCAAGAUUCUUAUUACUGGCAAGACCAGGUUACGGGUGAACUGUGUUGGGGUGUUCGAUGUCUUAACUUUUGACAACAGUCAGACAAAUCAUCUUGCCCUGAUGCCACAGUACCAGCAAGCAGACCUUGUGUCGCUGGGCAAGGUGGUGCUGGCGCUGGCUUGCAACUCCCUGGCAGGCAUUCAGAGGGAGAACCUGCAGAAGGCCAUGGAGUUGGUGUCCAUCAACUACUCUUCAGACCUCAAGAAUCUUAUUCUGUAUCUGCUGACUGAACAGUCUCGCCUACGCAGUGUCAAUGACAUCAUGCCCAUGAUUGGAGCUCGAUUCUACACACAGCUGGAUGCAUCGCAGAUGAGGAAUGAUGUCAUCGAGGAGGACCUGGCCAAGGAGGUGCAGAACGGCCGUCUCUUCCGCCUGUUGGCAAAACUGGGCACCAUCAACGAGCGGCCAGAGUUUCAGAAGGACCCGACGUGGUCAGAGACAGGCGACCGCUACCUGUUAAAGCUUUUCCGGGAUCACCUGUUUCACCAGGUGACUGAAGCCGGGACGCCCUGGAUCGACCUGAGCCACAUUGUCUCCUGCCUCAACAAACUGGAUGCAGGCGUUCCUGAGAAGAUCAGCCUGGUGUCCCGAGAUGAGAAAAGCGUCCUGGUCGUGACGUACUCUGACCUGAAGCGCUGCUUCGACAGUACCUUCCAGGAGCUGCAGGCCGCCGCCUCUGGCUCUCUGUAGCGCCCUCUAGGGGUCCGGAGUGGGACUGUGGGACCUGGAGCACAUUAUUGCACUACAGGGGAGGAGCAGGCUCAUGGAGACAACAUCAGCACGGCGACGGCAGUGGGGCGGGGCUUUGUGAACCUCAGUCACAUACACUGACCCUGUCAACGGGACGGCUUUUUCUAAAGUGUAUUUUUUUUAGUUGUCCAAACCCCGCAGCUGAAAAUUGUAAAACAAACGGAACAAAUGAGGACAAAUACGGAAGCUGUGACAGACCAGUUUGAGGACAUUUUUUUAGAUUUGGGGAACAAAACAAUGAGAAACAAACCAUGAGGUUUUGAACAUUUUUCCUGCUUUUAUUGUUUAUUUCUACAGUCGGGGUUUAUUUUUCAGAGGAGGAUGCACUAAGAUUUUAAUUUUUUUGUUAAUUUUUGUUAUUUUUAUGAAUAAGUGUGAGUGGCCUACAGGGUGUACUGAGAGCUAAAGUCACACACACAGACAUUCAAACCAGAGCAGACUAAGAAUGAAAACAACAAAAAUAACAACAAAAAAGAAACCCAGCUUUGCAUUGACUGCGCAUCUCUUCCGUCUGGAGACCACACCCCUUCAUUGUGACGCACUGAGAGACGGGACGCACCACUCGAGGCUCUCGCUGAGGAGGGAUGGCACCUGUUUGAUGAACUGUGCCAGCCCACCUUCGCCUUGGUUGUUGGUUCCCCUUCAGAAAGGACAAACCACUCUGGGUGGGUGGGAAGGUUUCUUAAAACUGGAAAAAUCAAUGAAUUUCUGACAUUUUAGUUCAGGAGAUUGUGGAACAUCAGGCUCAUAUGUAAGCAGGUGAUGUGUGUGGGUGGGUGGGUUAGCAUGGACUGGGGUUUGGGGGAAAACGUGGUUUCUGUUGGCACUGAAGAAGGGGUGUCUUCUCCUGAUGCCGUCUACCAAGUGUUUGUUACAUAUGCAGCAGCAGCCUUUGGUUAGCGGAUGCUACAGUGACACGAACUGCUCGAGGACGGGUCUUUUUUUUUCUUAGGCUGUCCAGCACUUGGGUGUAGCCCGCGGGUGGGGCUUCUGUUGAGGUGGAGCCACAGCUGCCUCUUUAUGGAAUGUCCUUCUUUUGUCCCCCACCCGUCCUCCCUGCCCCCUUUCUGUCUCCCCAUUCUCCGCUUUUAUCCCACCUUCACACAGGGGGCGUGACCCCUCAACAUUUGAGAAAAAGUGACGCUUUUUUGUGAUUUUCUAGCUGGUUUUUCCUCUUUGCUCAGAUAUUGUGCAGGAAUGCAUGAUGGGAAAUUGGAGGGCAGGUUUUUUUUGCCUCAACUCUUUAUUAUUCUGUGGACCAAUUCCAGCAGGGGUUUCUGGGAAAGGGAUGAAGGGCGAAGGAGAGAAGAGGAACAGGGCACUGGGCACCAAAAGAUUUUUUUGUUUGUUUUAUUUGACUUUUAGAGAUCAUGAUAAAAUGUGCUGGAGACGAUGCAGCGGCACGGGCUGCUGCGCUCACUCGGAUGGCUUGGAUUUCUCUCAGGAUGACAAACAGCUGGAGGGGCUCGAUGAUUGAAUGUGUUUGGCUGUCAUCGGCCGCCCCCUGCCCAGUCGGAUAGAUGAGCUACAGUGAAGUGGGUUCUUCAGAUCGAGGCUUUAGGACAGUAUCGGCAUUGUGCAGAUCAUGCUGGGAGGGAUUUUUAUGUUGCCCUUAAACACAGUUCAUACUCUGAUAAUGAUUUUCUCUUAAUCAGUCUUCAUUUUGACUGAAUGAAUUUGGUGCUGCACUCUUUAAAACCACUGAACUUGAUUCAUCUGCCAUCACCUUGUUAUUGUCAAAAGUGGUCAAACAUCAGAAAUACGGGGUCACAUGACCGGAAUGAACAAGCACAGUCUGAAUGAAGGUGAAGGGCAGACUGAACUAGAGCAGUGUCCUGGCUGUUGAUUGUCUGUAUUUGGGGGCAACAAACCUGCAGGGUGAGUUAGAUCAUGUACUUCUUCCUCUGUUUUAGUGACAUGAACAGACAAAAACAUAUUUGGUGAAUGUGGUGCUUUAGAAAAACCCUCAAAACACACAAACACACACUGAUGCCCUCCAACACGGCCUACACAAUGUCAGUGCUCAUAUCACCUUCUUCCACAUCACAACACACACUCCAGGUAAAAUUGAUGACAACUUUCUUCUCCUCCCCACACAUCUACACACCUACAAUCACCAUCUUAGUAUGUUUUUUGCCCCUCUUGUGUUCAUUGUCUCAAAUUUUGCAAUAUUUGUGUGUACAGCAGUAUUUUAAUAAAGAAUACCAAAAGUGA
Molecule: messenger RNA, 4892 nt
Organism: Cheilinus undulatus (humphead wrasse)
Lineage: Eukaryota; Metazoa; Chordata; Actinopteri; Labriformes; Labridae
Gene: pan3
Product: poly(A) specific ribonuclease subunit PAN3
Exons: 19
Coding region: 240-2618 (792 amino acids)
Biological process (GO): mRNA processing; nuclear-transcribed mRNA poly(A) tail shortening
Cellular component (GO): PAN complex; P-body
Molecular function (GO): metal ion binding; poly(A) binding
Source: RefSeq, a predicted model, not a curated record